AUGCAGGACUACGAGGAGUCAGUGUCGUUCCUGGGGACUUGGGGCCCGUUCCAGAAAAGAGUCUUCCUCCUGCUCUGUCUCACCUCAAUCCCAGGGGGAUACAACCUCCUGUCCGUCAUCUUCCUGUUGGCCGAGCCAUCACACCACUGCCACAUCCCCGCCCAAAGCAACCUGAGCCAGGACUGGAUCCAAGCCAGCAUCCCACUGCAGGUGGCAGGAGGACGGCUGGAGAGGAGCAGUUGCAGCCGGUAUGAGCUGGACCUGGUGCAGAACCUGUCUGCGGUCGGAGGCAAACCUGCCCUGAACUGGAUCCUUAACCAGUCCAGUGUAGAAGUCCUCGUGUCCAGCCUGAAGAGGGAGGGCUGUAAAGACGGAUGGACCUACAGUACAGAGCACUACGAGUCUACUGUAGUCAGCGAGUUCAACCUGGUGUGCAGUGACCAGUGGAAACAGCCUCUGACCUCGCUUUUCUACUUCCUAGGAGGACUCUUUGGAUGCUUCAUCUCUGGACAGAUCUCUGACCGGUUUGGCAGGAAGCCUGUUCUGUUUGGUGCCAUCUUCGUGCUGAGCCUCUUCAGCAGCGCUGUGGCCUUCGCGCCAUCAUGGCCCGUCUUCAUCGCGCUCUUCUUCAUGCUGGGCAUGGGUCAAAUCACCAGCUACAUUGCUGCGUUUGUACUGGGUUCAGAGCUCUUGAUGGGUUCGACGAGAGUUAUCUUCUCCAGCCUCUGCUUGCCUUGCGUCUACGUGAGUGCUAUGCUGCUGCUGCCUGUCACUGCCUACCUGGUGAGCAGCUGGAGACACCUGUCCCUGACCAUGGCUGUGCCCGGCCUGGCCUGUCUCCCCUUCUGGUGGCUGAUUCCAGAGUCCCCUCGCUGGUUAGUAUCUCGUGGUCGUUUCCAGGAAGCAGAACUCCUGCUGAGGUCAGCGGCUCUGCAUAACCGUGUUGAAGCUCCAUAUGUCAUCUUUAUCCCAGCUAACGUUGAAAAAGAAACAAGUGAGAAGGUAGAGUCUCCGAGCAUCCUGGACCUGCUGAAGACAGCAAACAUUCGAAAUGUUACACUAAUGCUGUGGAUCAUCUGGUUUUCUUUAAAUGUUAGCUUUUUCGGAUUGUCCUUCAACAUGUCUGCUCUCUAUGGCAACCCCUUCCUGAACUAUAUCCUGCUAACGGCUGUAGAGCUCCCAGCAUACACUGCCAGCUGGCUGGUGGCACGCAGUUUUCCUCACCGUCUGUCCUGUAUCAGCUUCACCCUGCUCGGGGCGCUAGCUCUGCUUCUCAUUCAGAUCACUCUGGACAGUAAUCCAGCUAUCACCCUGACACUGGUGCUGCUGGGUAAAUUUGGGAUUCUGGCCGGCAUCGCUGUGUUGUACAUAUUCACUAGUGAGCUGUCUCCCACAGUCAUCAGAAACACAGCCCUGUCUUCUUGUGCCAUGUUCUCCAGAGUGGGCUCCUCUGUUUCCCCAUACCUGCUGCAUCUGGCUGUGUUCAAUCAGUUCCUGCCGUGGAUCAUCGUGAGUUGUCUGUCGCUGCUCAGUGUUCUAGUCUGCUUCUUCCUGCCCGAGACUUUCAGAGAGCCUCUGAUCGACACCAUUGAGCAGAUGCCGCCCGUACAGCGGUUCCGAUGGCCAUGGGCCUCCACGCCUCCUGAUGAUGGGAAAUUAGCUAAAGACCAGACUACGGCACCUGAGAUCAUCUGCACAUCUCGCCUAUAAGACUCAAAACACACCAAUGGAUAAGAUAACACACUACAGUUGACACGUAAACUGCAAUUUACUUUAAUUGCAUACAGGGAGAGAUUGCUGCAAAAAUUAACAAAGGAGGAAACUGUUGAAAAGAUUUGUUGAAAAUGUAGACUUGCAGAAUGCUGGGUCGUUUUUUUCAUUCAAAUUAGCCUUAACUUUAAAUGGACAUGUAGAUCUAGUUUACUGUGCACUUGACAUAUAUGUGGCAACUAGUCUAAGUUGAAAAAUAUAUACAUUAUAAACAUGACUUUAAGGUGAAAGUUAAUUUGAUUGUACAUUCUGUACAGACUCCAGAAGACAAGAUGAAUGCUGCUCCUGUGGCAGCAGCAGCAGCAGCAGCAGCA
Molecule: messenger RNA, 2084 nt
Organism: Gymnodraco acuticeps
Lineage: Eukaryota; Metazoa; Chordata; Actinopteri; Perciformes; Bathydraconidae
Product: solute carrier family 22 member 4-like
Exons: 11
Coding region: 1-1710 (569 amino acids)
Biological process (GO): transmembrane transport
Cellular component (GO): membrane
Molecular function (GO): transmembrane transporter activity
Source: RefSeq, a predicted model, not a curated record